Molecule: messenger RNA, 775 nt
Organism: Anopheles cruzii
Lineage: Eukaryota; Metazoa; Arthropoda; Insecta; Diptera; Culicidae
Gene: Vps29
Product: vacuolar protein sorting-associated protein 29
Exons: 1
Coding region: 195-743 (182 amino acids)
Biological process (GO): intracellular protein transport; retrograde transport, endosome to Golgi
Cellular component (GO): endosome; retromer complex
Source: RefSeq, a predicted model, not a curated record
CUCACAAAACAUAUUAUCACCCACUUGCAAAAAGUUCUCUGUUGUAAUUUGUUAUCGGCUUAUUGCACGCCCACCAGUUUCCUGCCGCCACGGUUCGGCCCUUAAUAUCGACUUGUGCUAGUGCCACUGGGAGCGAAUCUGCAAAUUUCAAUCCCGUCCAUUGCGUUCCUGGAUCCGCCGCGCCUAAUGUAAACAUGCUGGUGCUAGUGCUCGGCGAUUUACACAUUCCGCAUCGGUGCAGCAGUGUUCCGGCCAAAUUCAAGAAGCUGCUCGUGCCGGGCCGCAUACACCACAUCCUGUGCACGGGCAAUCUGUGCAGUAAAGAAUCGUACGACUACCUUAAAACGCUCGCCAACGAUGUGCACAUUGUUCGUGGGGAUUUCGAUGAAAACACGAACUAUCCGGAGCAGAAGGUCGUAACGGUGGGCCAGUUCCGAAUCGGGCUGUCGCACGGUCACCAGGUGGUACCGUGGGGUGACCCGGAGGCGCUCGCGCUAAUUCAGCGGCAGCUGGACGUGGACAUACUAAUAUCGGGCCAUACGCACAAGUUCGAAGCGUACGAGCACGCGAACAAGUUCUACAUCAACCCGGGCUCGGCGACGGGCUCGUAUAAUCCUCUGGACACGGCCGUCAUUCCUUCAUUCGUGCUGAUGGACAUCCAGAGCACGACGGUUGUAACGUACGUGUACCAACUGGUUGGCGAUGACGUGAAAGUGGAGCGGAUCGAAUACAAGAAGAACUAGACCGAACGAAGGGGUAAUCAAUUAAUCAAAUA